AGGUGUCGUCAUUUCCUCAACUGCGAAAGAGGGGCCUGGCGAGAUCGUUGAAGAAGCCUGUCCAAAGAGUAAACAUAUUUCCUCAAUAAUAUAGGAUACACCUCCAUAGACUGGGUUAUCGUCUGUGUUGUGUGGAGAAGCUUUAAACAAUUUACCCACAACAAUGUCGGCCCAAGCUCAAAUGAGAGCUUUGCUCGAUCAACUAAUGGGGACUGCGAGGGACGGGGAUGAGACGCGGCAGAGGGUCAAAUUCACUGAUGAGAGGGUCUGCAAAAGCCAUCUCCUGAACUGCUGUCCCCACGACAUCCUCUCCGGAACUCGUAUGGAUCUGGGAGAAUGUGCGAAGACCCACGACCUGGCACUCCGGGCCGACUAUGAAAUUGCCUCCAAGGAGAGAGACCUCUUCUUUGAGCUUGACGCUGUGGAUCACCUGGAGUCUUUCAUUGCCGACUGCGACCGGAGAACAGAGUUGGCCAAGAAACGACUGGUUGAGACCCAAGACGAGAUCAGUGCGGAGGUGGCUGAAAAGGCAGAGACGGUUCACGAGCUGAACGAGGAGAUUGGGAAGCUCCUGGCCAAGGCAGAGCAGUUGGGGGCCGAGGGGAAUGUGGAUGAGGCCCAGAAGGUUCUACAGGAAGUGGAGAAAGUUCGCAGCAGGAAGAGGGAUGCUGAGGAGGAGUACAGAAACUCCAUGCCUGCCUCCAGUUUCCAGCAGCAGAAGCUUCGUGUCUGUGAGGUGUGCUCGGCCUACCUGGGUCUCCACGACAACGACCGUCGCCUGGCCGACCACUUUGGCGGGAAGCUGCAUCUGGGCUUCAUCCAGAUCAGGGAGAAACUGGAAGCCCUGAAGAAAACCGUUCUGGAAAAGCAGGAGAAGAGGAACCAGGACCGCCUGAAGAGGAGAGAAGAGAGGGAGAAGGAGGAGAGGAUGAAGAAGAGGACCAAAUCACGGAGCAGGGAACGGAGCAGGGAACAUAGAAGGUCCAGCUCUCGCGACCGUAGGAGACGCCGUUCGCGUUCCUCGUCUCGGGAGAAGCGGCGUUCCUCCCGCUCGCGCUCCAGGGACCGUGAGAGGAGGCGACGCCACCGCAGCCGAUCCCGCAGCAAGGGUGCCCGCCACAGCCACGAGCCCAGCUCCCGACACAAGUCGUCCAGGGAUCGCGAUCGCUCCUCCAGAGAACGUUCACGGGAGCGAAGCAAGAAGAGGGGAUCCUCGGAGCGGCGGCAGGACAGCAGGGAUCAGAACGGGAGAACAGAAUCCCGCCGGGCGGAGGUCAGGGAUAGAGACCUUUGAGGACUCUAUCUCUCUCUCGCUCUCUCUCUCUCUCUCUCUCUCUCUCUCUCUCUCUCGCUGUCUCCAUCCUCAACACACAACCUCCUUUUGUCUGUCUCUCUUUCAUAUCUGUCCAUUACAUCUAUUUGAACUCUCUCCUUGUAUGAAUUCUCCCUCUGUUCCCUUAUCAAAAUGAUCCAGAGAUGUUUUGCUUUGACCGAUAUUCCAGCCAAUCCACUGUCCCAAAUACAUAGCGCUUAUAUGACCACAGAAGUAUAUACAGGUAACUGCCAAAAUAAUGGAAACACUUCAGUAAAACAAAGUAUACUGAAAGCAGGUGCCUCCACACGUGUGGUUCAUGAGUUAAUUAAGAAAUGAACAUCCCAUCAUAAUUAGGGUCAUGUAUAAAAAUGCUGGGCCGGCCUUUAUUUUGGCUACCAUGGCUAUACCCCUAUAGGAUGACAAUGCACCCAUCCACAGGGCAUGAGUGGUCACUGAAUGGUUUGAUGAGCAUGAAAAUGAUGUAAACCAUAUACCAUGUCUCCAGUUCUCAACCCAGUUGAACACUUAUGGGAGAUUCUGGAGCGGUGCCCGAGAUUGCGUGUUCCACCACUGUCAAUAAAACACCAAAUUAUGGAAUUUCUGGUGUCUCAUCCUUCCAAUAGCGUUAAAGCCACUUGUAGAAUCUAUGCCGGCUCAUGCUCAACGCCCUACUAAAACGCGUGAUUUUGGUGUUUCCUUUAUUUUGUCACCUGUAUAUUGUACAUGCAUAUAUAUUUUAGUUUCAAGCGUUGCAAUAUAUCCUGGGAUAAAGUUGUGGGGGGUUGUUGAACAUUGGGCGUGGGAGUACAUCAAGUCCUGACUGUAUGUUAGAUGUGAUGGCUGUUGAUGACAUACAUAUGAUUCUAUAUUCUAUACAACUGUCCUGAAUAUUAAAUUCCUGGGGGAAUCAGUAGCUGAAACUAGAGAAAGGAUAAAUGAAUGACCGUUGGCCAUAAACUUAAAGAAUAGAGCAUUUCCAUAUUGCCGUGUUUUAUGAUACUGUUAUUUUUAAACUGUCAGAAUUGCUAUGUGUGAUUGAGAUACUUUGCAUAAAUAUACCUCCAGCAUACUGUCCUGGGUGGUGUUCAUUAGGCACCAAAUGGAAGAUACUGGACUGAAACGGGGGGGGGUCACCUGGACUUGUCCAAAAAGAAACCUACAUUUUUGUUUUCCCUGUAAAAACGUUGCUAAAUGUUUUCAGUUAUUGCCCUAAUAAACACGACCCAGCAUACUGUCUUGGAUUGGCUUUUCCGUGCAAGGCUUUCUUCCCUUCCUAGAGGCUAUUUCACAAUGCUGGUUGCAUCAAUUUGCCAUUUGAUGUUGCACUAAAUAUUUAACAUACCAGUAAUUAUAGAAUCUCUUCUGCAUAUAUCUGGCCUAAGAUUGAUAAACUAAGCCAUAUUGUUCUUGUUUGACUGGAUCAGGACAUUUGGAAAUCUAAGGGAAUUUGGUCAGUUGUGAACAUCAGCAAGCUCAUUUCUGUCAGCUUGUGAAAUACCCUCUGCUUCUAUAUCUGUGGUUUAUACUAACUGAGGAUGUUUAUCGCUGGAGAGAUUGUAGCAGUUCAAUUUAAUGUCAUAACUAAUACGGACAAGGUUUUCUUAAGUUUUAGAAUUUAUUGCCCUUUGUGUUCACAAACAGUUGCUAGUUUUUUUUUUUUUCUCUCCAUAGAGUUUUACAAGUUUUCAUGUUAUGAAUACAAAUAUUAACCCUUAUUAUCAUAGUCUUGGCAUGCGAGCGGUGAAGUCUGCGUAUGUGUGUAGACAUGAUGGACUUUGCAUGCUUCAGUUUUGAGUAAUGCUGUUUUGGAUUGAGAAUUACUGUUCCAGGCUUCUUACUGUAUGUGACCCUAGAAGUUGCCUACGUUACCGCGGUAGUCCGCUGCGUGGCCCUGGUAGUCCGCUACGUGGCCCUGGUAGUCUGCUGCGUGGCCCUGGUAGUCUGUUGCUUGGCCCUGGUAGUCUGUUGCUUGGCCCUGGUAGUCUGCUACGUGGCCCUGGUAGUCUGUUGCUUGGCCCUGGUAGUCUGCUACGUGGCCCUGGUAGUCUGCUACGUGGCCCUGGUAGUCUGCUACGUGGCCCUGGUAGUCUGCUACGUGGCCCUGGUAGUCUGCUACGUGGCCCUGGUAGUCUGCUGCGUGGCCCUGGUAGUCUGCUGCGUGGCCCUGGUAGUUCGCUACAUUGCUGCGUGGCCCUGGUAGUCCGCUACAUUACUGCGUGGCCCUGGUAGUCCGCUGUGUGGCCCUGGUAGUUCGCUACAUUGCUGCGUGGCCCUGGUAGUUCGCUACAUUGCUGCGUGGCCCUGGUAGUCUGCUGCGUGACCCUGGUAGUCUGCUGCGUGGCCCUGGUAGUCUGCUGCGUGGCCCUGGUAGUCUGCUACGUUACCCUGUUUUUGGCCUAUGACACUUGGUGCUGGGAACAAUAUCUUAAGCACAGCACCUGCUUAUGUCCAUUUCACUUUCCAAUAUGUUGAUGCUGAUUCAGCAGUUUGUAAAUGUUCUUUCUUUUUUGUUCAUGUAUGUCAGUCACUUGGAGUUAGAUGCACACAUAUAUAAAUGAAUGCAUUGCUUUUCCUAAUGUGUGCCGUCUGUAGACUUUGUCAGGUCUGUUUGUAUUACUUACUGGAAGAUGAUUUUUGUCUUGAAGCCUGAAUAAAAAUCAAUUUUUUUAAAAAUUG
Molecule: messenger RNA, 3991 nt
Organism: Oncorhynchus mykiss (rainbow trout)
Lineage: Eukaryota; Metazoa; Chordata; Actinopteri; Salmoniformes; Salmonidae
Source: RefSeq, a predicted model, not a curated record